CAGUAUUUCACCUCUUCAAUCCUUCUUCUCUGACAUUAUCGUUGCGCAUUUCCUUUGUGAGCCUUUCAGCGUGUUUCACAUAGACUGCAAGAGCAGAAACAUCAGGUUUAUGCUUGCGCUCGGUCACAUUUCGCAACUGCGGCGAUGAACAGUACGAUAUACGCGACGGGCAACAGAAGACAGCGAUUGUUGUAUUCUCGAUAGCGCCCGGUUUGGCCGAGUAUCUUACAGAAAUCAAGCAAAAAGCCAAGGGAAUACCACCACCGUUUACAAGGCUGAACAUCAGGGGUGCGACAUGGCACACGGACACAGCGAUCCCGAGCGCAGGAGGAGGAAACGCAACCAUUCGUCAUCUCGAACAUCCAACUCUAGAUCGACGCCCAAACAACCGCUCGUUUCGCAACCAGUCGUUCAAGUCAACACGCAUGUGCAUCCGCACGCCGUCCAAGCAGUUUCGACGCAGCACCUGAACUAUCCGAUGUACGCUGCACAUCCACCUGGCCCGCCUCCACUAUAUCCAGGUGGCCCACCUCAGCAUCUUGUGUACGGUGCAGCUUUACAAUAUUCACAACAGUAUGUGCAACCAUAUGGAUCUCCGCCAUUGCAACCUGUCCCAGCUCCACACAACCCUUCGGUAGCGCGAUUUGCGUCUCCUUCGCCUCCUCAGCAUCCGCAACCAAGGAUAUCUUCGCGCGAAGAAGGUCCAUUCCAACAGCAAUGGAACAGACUAGAUCGCAUGGCAGCGAAGUCAAAUGCGGACUUGCGACAGGGGACCUCAAAAUUGAUCACAAGUUACAUCGAGCGACCAACACAUGCUAUAGCAAUGAAGAGCAUGCAAACGUUAUGUCAAGGUGCGGCGUUGUGCGAUGUCAUCAGCUCCAAAUUCGACGCAGUCAUUACUAGCAUUGAUGAUGACAAGUUCAGCGGAAAAGAGGAGGAUCUGAAAGUAUACGAGGAUACGCAACAACGACCGAGUAGCUCGAACCCACCACCCGGACGCGGAAAAAGUACAACAGAAGACCAGGUUUACGAGGCACUGGGAGGCGACAAAGGUUCAAAUCACUUUGCCAAGGUCUGGCUCUACUCGAACUCCCGUCUCCCACCACAUCUUCCACCUUUCAAAGUCUACAUGCCGACUUAUCCACUUCUGUGCCUGGCUGCAACGUACUCAGAGCGUGUCUAUGUCCCUCCAGUGCCGAAAUCGAAGGAAGUCGAGAACCACAUCCCAGCAAACUGGCGCAGCGGUACAAAAGCCAUGGUCCUUAAAUCUAUCCCAGUUGAGGAUAUGAACACAGUUGUCUUCGCGAUCCGCGGCAGCCAGACGUUCAUGGACUGGGCCGUGAAUUACAAUUCGGCCCCCACCAGCCCGGAGGGCUUCCUCGACGAUCCUUCGAACUUCUGCCACGCAGGCUUUCUCUACGUAGCGCGAAAAAUGGUCAAACCUGUCGCCGACCGGCUUAGAGUCCUCAUCCAAGAGAACCCCGCCCGCAAAAAUUGCAGUCUUCUCAUCACGGGCCAUUCGGCUGGCGGCGCCGUCGCCACCCUCUUGUACGCGCACAUGAUGAGCAAUUCCGUCGACAGCGAGCUCAGCUACCUGACCGACUUCUUCAAACGCGUGCACUGCGUGACAUUCGGCGCGCCACCCAUAUCGCGCUGGCCGUUGAGAAAAUCAGACAACCCGCGCCACAAGAAGAGUCUGUUCUACUCGUUCAUCAACGAAGGAGACCCCAUCCCGAGGGCGGAUAAGAGCUUCUUCAAAAGCCUAAUCAAACUAUACACAACACCCGCACCUUCCGUCUCCGCACUGGGCCAAACAAUAGCGAACAUGAGCAAACUUAACCUCUCCCAAGCGCCCCCCUCCUCUCCACCAAAAUCCCGCCUCCGCCUCAGGAGACCCAGUAAAUCAACACUCCCAACGCCCUCUAGACCGAACACUUCACCAUCUUCGGUGGGCGUUGAAUGGCACAUUCCGCCCUGCGAGCUGAGUCCCGCAGGCAGACUGAUCGUGCUAAGGCAGCGCCCGGGGAGUCGACGUGAGGAUGAUGUCGAGGCUGUUACUGUCGAGGAGGAUAUGCUGAGGAAGGUCAUGUAUGGCGAUCCGUUGAAGCAUCAGAUGCGUGUUUACAAGCAGCGGAUUGAUGCGGUGGCUACUAGGGCUGUUACGAUGGGUGGGUAG
Molecule: messenger RNA, 2176 nt
Organism: Macroventuria anomochaeta
Lineage: Eukaryota; Fungi; Ascomycota; Dothideomycetes; Pleosporales; Didymellaceae
Product: alpha/beta-hydrolase
Exons: 1
Coding region: 296-2176 (626 amino acids)
Biological process (GO): lipid metabolic process
Source: RefSeq, a predicted model, not a curated record